AUGCAAAUCGUCUUUCCAAACAAAUCUGCCUUACCGAGUUCAAGCGAAGAAACCUUCUUAUCGUCGUCCUUCUUCGCGCAACAAGCCACGAAGCGGCAAUUGCCAACGCCUGAACAAGUGAGGAAACGAGCCACGCUACAACAGCCUCCACAUACAUGGCCUCCAACUCCUGCGAUAUUCUCCGAACUUGGCUUGAUCGUUAAGUACGGAAUAAAGACCUCAAUAUCCGAAGCCCAGUGUUUAUGGAUGAUUGGGGCUUAUUUCGGCAACAGACUUCCAGUCCCAGAAGUUUAUGGAUGGCGUCAAGAUGACAAGGAGGUGUUUAUUUAUAUGGAGUUGAUUCAAGGAUCCACGCUAGAACAGCGAUGGGACCAGUUAUGUGAAACAGAGCGAUUGAACAUUUGUGAUCAGCUUCGACCUAUGGUUGCGGCUCUACGCGAGAUAAAGCAACCUCCUGGUGAAUCUUAUAUUGGAGGUGUUGGAUCCAGCCCCCUACAAGAUGUCAUAUUCGAGGGCUUGACAGUUGGCCCCUUUCCGACUUCCUCAUCCUUCAACGAUUUCUUUGCCCAACCACGUUGGAAUGAACCACCAGCAGGUCCGAAUUUGGACGAUCUCCAUCCUAUGCGACCAGGCCUACCCGAUGAUCCAAUCGUCUUUACUCACGGAGAUCUCCAUCGAAGCAAUAUUAUGAUUACGACGAAGGGUCAGGAGCUACGUGUUUUGGCAAUCAUAGAUUGGCACCAGUCCGGCUGGUAUCCCGCGUUCUGGGAGUAUUGUAAGGCCAGAUGGACGGUCGAACCAGGGGAUGAAAGCAUAUCACUCUUGGGACUACUUUUGUCUUUCUCACGGGGUGUAAAGCAGCAAUCGGACAGUCAGCACGAACUGCUUGAAACGGAACAUGAGUGGUGGACAAGUAAAAAGAGGUGCCGAACCGGCGGAGGUCUCGAUGGAGUCGUUGUUGAUUUCGAUUUGGAGACUGGACAGAUUUUCGACGCCGGUGAACCAGAAUGGGACUACGUUAUCGGAGCUCCAUUUAUCAACUAUCUUUCUAUUCAAUAUCUUGCAUCACAUGUCUUUGGCUUCGUUCCUCGCAUUGCGUACUGCAGCCUAUGGAUCUUCCAUUAUUUGGAGAAGCGUGAUAGAACAACGAAAGAACUUAUCCUUGCCGCCCCUCGUCGAUCGCGAGACGAAGUCGAAGAAUUUUUCAGAAUAAACAAGCAAGCAUGGGAAGCUAGCGAGCAACGGAGACAAUUACAAUCAAUUAUUUCAACGAAGACUCCAUAUCAUAUUAAGAAAAUCGUUGCCUUCGCGUGUGGAGGGAUGGCUUUCUAUGACGAACUGCCUUGGGUGACGCGGUCAGCUUACCAACACGCGUUAAUUAUAACUCUACGGGACAUCUUGAGUGAGCGGCAAGACCCGGUUGAUAAUAUUCAAUGCUAUGCACAGGACCCAUGCUAUACCGACAUCGACAGUGAGGUCCUCGAGCGAUCUGGAAUCACUGUCCUCGAUGAUCCACAAGGGUUCCUAGAGGUCGAUGAUUCAACAGUGGUUCUUUCGUUCUACGCUAAUAUACCGGUAAGACAGAUCAUAGCAGACAUUGCUCAACCAGCUAUGAUGAUUUGGGAUAGAAUUGAGUUCUUUGAAGAUGAGCUUACAAAGUCGUUCGGAACGGACCCUGACUCACCUCGUCUAUCCAAGAUGAUUCAAAAUUUCUAUGAAGAGAUUGAGUUUCCUGGCCGUCUCGACCCAUUUAAGCAUAUAGGUAUCUAUGUCAGACACGGGGCAUAG
Rhinocladiella mackenziei CBS 650.93 is the source of this 1788-nucleotide messenger RNA. RefSeq lists its product as uncharacterized. The record is from RefSeq and is a predicted model, not a curated record. Lineage: Eukaryota; Fungi; Ascomycota; Eurotiomycetes; Chaetothyriales; Herpotrichiellaceae. The transcript is spliced from 5 exons. Bases 1 to 1788 code for a protein of 595 amino acids.